Hylaeus anthracinus is the source of this 1530-nucleotide messenger RNA. RefSeq names its product tubulin beta chain-like. Gene Ontology annotation, cellular component: microtubule; cytoplasm. Gene Ontology annotation, molecular function: structural constituent of cytoskeleton; GTP binding; GTPase activity. The transcript is spliced from 4 exons. Bases 57 to 1475 code for a protein of 472 amino acids. Gene Ontology annotation, biological process: mitotic cell cycle; microtubule cytoskeleton organization. Lineage: Eukaryota; Metazoa; Arthropoda; Insecta; Hymenoptera; Colletidae. The record is from RefSeq and is a predicted model, not a curated record.
CGGUGUACAAAUUUUAGUAUAAGAGCGCACAGAUCUAAAAAAGAAAAAGAGAGAAAAUGCGAGAAAUUGUGAACGUGCAGCUAGGCCAGUGCGGGAAUAACGUAGGAGGUAAGGUAGGACCGUUAACCUCCGCUAUUCUCUCGAGUUAUACUUUCAAUGUCGCGAUGAAGCGCCAUUCUACUUCCUAUCUUUCCUUGCAGUUUUGGGAAGCAAUCGCAGACGAGCACGGUCUGGCUCCCGACGGUGUCUUUUACGGCGAAUCGAGCCUCCAGUUGCAACGAAUGAACGUCUACUUCACCGAGGCACCAGGGCGCAAAUUCGUCCCCAGAUCCGUCAUGGUCGACCUCGACUCAGGAAGCUUGAACUCGUUGAUAUCGGGCCCGUUUGGCAGAUUAUUCAAGCCGGAUAACUUCGUGUGUGGACGCGCAGGUGCAGGGAACAACUGGGCCAAAGGUUACUACACCGAAGGUGCAGAGCUUGCUGACACAGCAUUGGAUCUUAUUCGUUUAGAGGCAGAGAACUGCGAUCUCAUGCAAGGUAUCCAACUACUCCACUCGCUGGGCGGUGGUACAGGUUCAGGUAUGGGCUCCCUGCUGUCGAUAAAGUUAAAAGACGAGUAUCCCGACAGAAUCCUCAAGACUUAUAGCGUGAUACCCUCGCCAAUGAUGUCAGACGUCGUGGUGGAGCCCUACAAUGCUAUACUGUCCCUUGGAAAGUUCGUGGACUAUACCAGCCAGACGUAUUGUAUGGACAAUCAGGCUCUUCAUCACAUUUGCACGCGUAUUCUGAAAAUUUCUACGCCCACGUUCGCCGACGCCAACCACUUAAUCUCUGCCUGCAUGGUUGGCAUCACCGCCUGUCUGAGAUUCCCAGGACAACUGAACACUGACCUGAGGAAGCUGCAGGUGAACAUGGUACCGUUCCCCAGACUCCACUUCUUCGUUCCUGGCUACGCGCCUCUCACGUCCAGAAGCUCUGCUCCUUACUCGAUCCUCUCCAUCCCAAUAUUAACUCAACAAUUGUUCAGUGGAAAUAACAUGCUCGCCUACUGCGAUCCAUUGAUGGGCAAGUUUAUGACCAUCGCCGCCAUCUUCAGGGGCAGGAUGUCGACCAAGCACGUAGACGAGCAGAUGUUGAACAUACGCAACAAAAAUAGUUCCUACUUCAUCGAGUGGAUUCCUAACAACAUUCAGACCGCGAUCUGCGACAUUCCUCCGCGAGGCCUGGCCAUAAGCGCCACGAUGGUAUCGAACACGACGGCGAUCCAAGAAACGAUCAAAAGGUUGAUGAACUUGUUCGACGGUAUGCUGAAGAGAAAGGCCUACCUGCACUGGUACACGGCGGAGGGAAUGGACGAGACCGAGUUCUUCGAAACUCAGGCGAGCAUACGAGAUCUAGUUUCGGAGUACCAGCAGCACCAGGAAGCCGAGGCUGAAUCCAGCUUCGAAGACGAAACACCAGAGUUCGAAGAAUGAGUAAAACUGACGUGGAAAGGUAAUAGUAUGUUUUUUUUUUAGCUUUAUUUCGCUU